This is a messenger RNA of Labrus bergylta (ballan wrasse), 1147 nucleotides long. RefSeq names its product NME/NM23 nucleoside diphosphate kinase 6 (gene nme6). The record is from RefSeq and is a predicted model, not a curated record. Gene Ontology annotation, biological process: CTP biosynthetic process; negative regulation of cell growth; UTP biosynthetic process. Gene Ontology annotation, molecular function: nucleoside diphosphate kinase activity. Gene Ontology annotation, cellular component: mitochondrion. Lineage: Eukaryota; Metazoa; Chordata; Actinopteri; Labriformes; Labridae.
CGGACUGACCCGUGAGGGGAGAAGUCAUUCAGCAAAUAUCGCUCAUUAAAUUUAAAGUAGGCUAAAAUGUGGCAUGCAGUUAUAUAAACCGAAUGAAAUAAUGCGGUUUUUUUCGACACGUGUGGGAGGCUUAAUGUAGUGACGAGGAUAUUUAUAUUAAAUAUAUUAUUUAUAUAUUUAAAUGUUCAGUAUGGCGGCGCUCUUCUCUUUAAAGUGACCAUUAUUUUGGAAAACAAUCACAGCAGAGAUAAUGUUGCUCACAGCUCGCAGCCUGUCCAAAGUGCUCCAGCUCACCCUGGCGGUCAUCAAACCGGAUGCUGUAGCUCAUCCUCUGAUGUUGGAGGCUCUUCACCAGAGAAUCCUGGACAACAACUUUGUGAUCGUUCGAUACAAAGAUCUUGUUUGGAGGAGACAGGACUCUGAGAGGUUUUACGCUGAACAUUCAGGGCGAUUCUUCUACCAAAGACUUGUUGAAUUUAUGUCGAGUGGUCCAAUGCGUGCAUACAUUUUAGCCAGAGAGGACGCCAUACGUCACUGGAGGGAGCUCAUGGGACCGACCAAAGUGUUCAGAGCCAGAUUCACCUCGCCUGCCUCCAUCAGAGCUCAGUAUGGACUCACAGACACACGAAACACCACUCACGGCUCAGAUUCUGCUGAGUCAGCACAAAGAGAAAUCCUUUUCUUCUUCCCUGACUUCUGCACAGAGGAGUGGAUGGAGAAAGAAGAGCCAUCAUUCAGAUCGGGACAAAUUCAUUAUGACCAACAAAAACAAAUUCACACACUAUCAGAGCAAAGUUGACCCGAGAACUGCUGUGUUGAGCCCCUGAAGGACCACUUAGUCACUUGCAGUCAUUGUUCAUACAAAGUGCAAGCUGCAACAGAAGAUGCUACAAUGCUAAAUGCUAUAUAUGAUGCAAACUGGGGAAACCUAAAAACCCAAAAAGUGCAUGUGUAACAUUUUUGAUUUGUUCCUCAAAGUGCCAACACGUCUAUCUCAUGUUUCUGUCGUUAAACUUUUUUUUAUUUUUCUUGAAUUGAUCUCUGUAGGUUUUAGAACCUUUUGUAAAGAAAUGUCAAAUAAGCACUGACAAUGUUUAGGUCGAGUUUAUUGUCAUUAUAAAACACAAAUGACUAGAUAUGAAAAUGU